Messenger RNA from Rotaria sp. Silwood2, 972 nucleotides. The record is from the annotation of a GenBank genome assembly. NCBI's taxonomy places the organism in Eukaryota, Metazoa, Rotifera, Eurotatoria, Philodinida, Philodinidae.
AUGUUUCUUCUUAUCAUCAUAGGUUUUAUAUACUAUGGAUGUUAUCGAUUAUAUCAACGCUUAUUUCCAUCACCUAAUAUUCAUCCACAUGGUCUAUAUGUGUUAAUCAAUGGUUGUAAUACAGAAUUAAGUCAUUUAUUAGCUAUUGAACUUGAUAAACAAGGUUUUAAUGUUCUUGCUGGUGUACAUAAUCAAGAUAAUAUAGGUAUACUCAAAGAUAAACUUUCAUUAAAAGCUACAGUCUUUCGUCUUGAUAUUACUAAACAAGACGAUAUUGAUGGUGCAUUUGAAUUAGUCAAAAACAAAACAGAUAUUCUUCAUGCACUUAUUAAUAAUACUGAAAUAAUUGCUGGUAGUUAUAUUGAUUGGACUUCAUUGGAAGUAAUGCGUAAAGUAAUGGAUGUGAAUCUUUUUGGACAUGUUGCAAUGAUAAAGAAAUUUAUUCCUUUACUUAUUGCUAAACCUAAUUCUCGUGUUGUCAAUUUAUCUUCUAUAUCUGGUCUUGUAAGUUUAACAGGUACAUCUGCUUAUUCGGCAUCGAAAUAUGCUCUUGAAUCAUUUUCGGAUUGUUUACGUCGAGAAAUGGUUCCAUGGAGUUUACGUGUUAGUAUAAUAGAACGUCUUACCAUGAGAACAUGUUUUCUUGAGAGUCCAGAUGAUCAUAUAAGAAAAUUAUUGGAUGAACUUUCAAAUGAUGUUCAAGAACGAUGGGGAAUUAAUUUUUUACAGAAUACAAUCAGAGACAUGAUUAAUCGCCCGCUAGUAUUCAAUAUUGAUGAUUCAAAAAAAGUAAUACGAGCAAUUAAACAUGCUGUUAUGAAUACUAAUCCUCGUAUUCGUUAUCAACCAGGUUGGCGCUCAAAACUAUUUGUUCGUUUUGUCCGCAUUUGUCCUGCUUAUUUAAUGGAUAAACUUUUGAAUAUAGAAUUCUCUGGGACACCAGUUGGUGUGUAUAAUCAAUUGACGAAUUAA